CCCUUGUAAAUCGGGAUAUUCGUUAAAAAAAAAAAAAUCCUUUCUUCCUUAUUACUUUCGAGUCUCUAGGGUUACGGCUUGACGAACGCACGCACCUCUUCUACGCGAUUAGCUCCCUCUUCAAUUCAAUUCGCGAAUCGAAAGAACCCGAUCAAACCGAUACUAAGACCCUCUAAGCUGUUAUCAUACUUCAGCUGCCCAGAACACAACUUUGAGCAGAUUGGGGGGUUUUGACAAGGGUAGCAAUGGCUGGAGUAUUGGGUGGAGAAUGUUCAUACAAUGAGAGUGGCGUUUCCUCCUACUCCAGGAACUCCAAUGAAAACCAAGAAGAGGGUUCCCGCUGGUAUUUUGGAAGGAAAGAAAUAGAAGAAAACUCCCCGUCGAGGUUGGAUGGUAUUGACUUGAAGAAGGAAACGUACCUCCGCAAGUCUUACUGUACGUUUUUGCAGGACUUGGGCAUGAGAUUGAAAGUUCCUCAGAUUACAAUAGCUACAUCAAUAAUCUUCUGCCAUCGGUUCUUCAUUCGCCAGUCACAUGCUAGGAAUGACAGAAGGACAAUUGCUACAGUCUGCAUGUUCCUUGCUGGAAAAGUUGAAGAAACUCCAAGGCCAUUAAAAGAUGUUAUUGUUGUCUCCUACGAGAUAAUACACAAGAAGGAUCCUGCUACUGCACAGAAAAUCAAGCAAAAGGAAGUAUAUGAGCAACAAAAAGAGCUUAUACUAAGCGGAGAAAAGAUUGUACUUUCGACAUUAGGAUUUGACUUCAAUGUUUAUCAUCCUUAUAAACCAUUAGUUGAAGCCAUAAAGAAAUUUAAGGUCGCACAGAAUGCUCUGGCCCAAGUUGCAUGGAAUUUUGUUAAUGAUGGUCUGCGGACGUCACUCUGCCUGCAAUUUAAGCCUCACCACAUUGCAGCGGGUGCAAUUUUUCUUGCUGCCAAGUUCCUUAAGGUGAGAUUACCGAAUGAUGGAGAGAAGGCUUGGUGGCACGAAUUUGAUGUCACACCUCGACAACUGGAGGAUGUUAGCAACCAAAUGCUUGAGCUCUAUGAGCAAAACCGUGUCCCUGCAUCUCAAGGAAGCGAGGUGGAAAGUAGUGUCGGUGGAGGAUCGGGUCAUCACGGUGGUUCUAGGGCAAUAUCAGCACGUCCAGCUCAUGAACAUUCAAAAUCAGAUAGUCAUGGAGGCUCGUCAAAAGUUACAGAAAACCAGAGGAAAGAUAAUGGGAGUGGUGAGGCAGGUAGUGUCAUUACCGAGCAUACAGAAAACCAUCCAGCCGAUAAGUCUAGACCGGGAGUUGAGGAACCUGGGAAGGACAACACAGAGAGUAUAGUUGCACGUCCUCCGGAUGAUAGCGUCGCUCGUGAUAAAUCUAGAAGCGUUAUUACAAGUGAUGUUCCGGUCAGCCAAUCGCCGAAAGACAUAAAAUUGCUUAGAGAUAAGGUGAAGGCUAAACUAGAGGCUAAGAAGCUCCAAGGGGAAAGGACGAGGAAAAAGGAUGUGAUAGAUGAGGAUGAUUUGAUCGAGAGAGAACUUGAAGAUGUUGAAUUAGCUGUUGACGAUGACAAAGAUAACCAGAAGAACUCCAAAACCAAUCAUAUGGAUAGAGAACACGGCGAGCUUCUUGAUGGAAAGAACUUGGUGGGCAAUACCGAGGAAGGUGAAAUGGUUGAUGAUGUUUCUUUGACAUUGCCUAGCCGGAAGCGGAAAAUGGAAAGCCCUUGUGAAAAUCAGUUAGGAGAAGGAAAGAGGCAACACAACGACAACAGUGAGAUUGUUGAAGAAGGUCACAAGACAAGCCGAGAAGGAAGUAGCCAUAAUAGUCAUGGUGACCGAGAGCUAAAAAGACACUCCCAAGAGAGGUAAAUGGUCUCUGUGUUUUCACCAUCUCAUGAGUCUCUAAGAGACAUUUAGAAAAAAAAACUUUUGAUUCCCAGCCAUGGUGCAAACGAACUCAGUGUAUUUAUCACACUUCUUUUUUUUUUUUUUGGGCACUUGUACUAUACAAUCCAACGGUUGAGAAACAAAACCGGGUUUCCAUUGAUCAGAAACCUCUCUUAGGUUAGAAACUCUAUAGUUUUGAUAUUUGUUUUCAUUCCUUUUCAUAAUAUAGGGAAGCGAGGAUCUCUUGAUGAA
Raphanus sativus (radish) is the source of this 2132-nucleotide messenger RNA. Its product is annotated as cyclin-T1-4. NCBI's taxonomy places the organism in Eukaryota, Viridiplantae, Streptophyta, Magnoliopsida, Brassicales, Brassicaceae. Gene Ontology annotation, cellular component: cyclin/CDK positive transcription elongation factor complex; nucleus. Gene Ontology annotation, molecular function: cyclin-dependent protein serine/threonine kinase activator activity. Gene Ontology annotation, biological process: regulation of transcription by RNA polymerase II; positive regulation of DNA-templated transcription, elongation. The transcript has 8 exons. The record is from RefSeq and is a predicted model, not a curated record. Bases 246 to 1862 code for a protein of 538 amino acids.